Messenger RNA from Aspergillus tubingensis, 1224 nucleotides. Its product is annotated as alpha/beta fold hydrolase. The coding region runs from base 1 to 1224 and encodes 407 amino acids. The transcript has a single exon. NCBI's taxonomy places the organism in Eukaryota, Fungi, Ascomycota, Eurotiomycetes, Eurotiales, Aspergillaceae. The record is from RefSeq and is a predicted model, not a curated record. Gene Ontology annotation, molecular function: hydrolase activity.
AUGUCCUCCUCAUCACUACCAUCACUAUCCCCCCUCCCCCUCCCCCCCUCCAUAACCUCCCGCCUCAUCCCAACCACUCCCACCCUAACCACCCACAUCCUCGAAUCCAACUCCCCCACAACAGCAACAACAACCACUCCACGGCCCCGCAAACUCAUCCUCCUCCUCCACGGCUUCCCCGAACUCGCCUACUCCUGGCGCCACAUCCUCCCCCAACUCUCCACCCAAGCCGGUCCGGACUACCACAUCGUGGCCCCGGACGGACGCGGCUUCGGGCGCACCACAGGCUGGGAAAAAGACGCCCCCAACUACCCCGACUCGAACCUCACCACCUUCACAGGCUUAUCCUUAGUCCGGGACGUGGUGAGUCUAGUCCACGCACUGGGCUACACCACCGUGGAAUGCGUAGUAGGUCAUGACGCCGGUGCCGUGACGGCGGCUUUUUGCGCCGUCGCGAGACCCGAUAUGUUUCGGAGUGUCGUGCUGCUAAGUCAUCCGUUUCCGGGGGUUCCGGCUGCUAUUCCCCAGGCGAAUAAUGAGAGUAAGGAAACUAAAGAAGGAGGAGGAGAUAUACAAUCCGAGCUAAGCAACCUCGGUCUCAAACACUAUAAAUGGUACUACUCCACCGAAAACGCCGGCCGCGAGAUGGAGAACCCCGCGCAAGGUCUCCGCGAUUUCCUACGGGGGUAUUUCCAUCUGAAGAGUGGUUGCUGGGAAGGGAAUGACCCUUCGAACAUGGGACCUAUUUCCUCGUGGACGGGGGAACAGUUAGCCAGAAUGCCCGGGUAUUAUAUCAUGCCGGUGGGGUUGAGUAUGCCCGAGACGGUGGAGGAGAUGAUGCGGCAGGCGGAUGCGCGGGGAGUAUCAAAGAGUAAGGAGUGGAUGAGUGAUGAGGAGCUGUCGGUGUAUGUGGGGGAAUAUGCGCGUACGGGGUUCCAGGGUGCGUUGAAUUGGUAUAGGGUGCGGACGACGCCGGGAGGGGAAUAUACGUGGGAUUGGGAGGUGUUUGCGGGGCGGAGGAUUGAGAUUCCGUGUGCGUUUGCCUCCGGGGAGAGUGAUUGGGGGGUGUAUCAGGAGCCGGGGGCGCUGGAGAAUAUGCGCAAUGGGACGAGUUGUGGGGAUUUGAGAGAGGUGAGGUUGAUUCCCGGGGUGGGGCAUUGGGCGCCGCAGGAGGCGCCGGGGGAGGUGGUAGAGGUCAUUUUGGGGGUGGUGAGGGGGUUGUAG